AUGUCGAUGAAGUUGAACCCUAGCUUUGGUCGACGUCGAUCGAAGAAGAAAGAAGAAGAAAUGAAGCGAUCGCUUCUUCGCUUUCCUCGCUUCGUCGCUUCCUACAUUGAAGCGUGCGCUUCCCUCGGUCGAGUCGCCUCAGGUUGCUUGGUUAUUCAGGUCAUGAAAUGGGCAAAUUUGUAUGAAACUACUCUCCGUGUGGUUGAAGAUAUCCGAUUUGUUAUGAGCCAUUCUGCUGUACCCAGAUAUGUGACUAGUGAUCGAAGAGAUAUAUUGAGAACAUGGAUGAAACUACUGGCUUUUGUGCAAGGAAUGAACCCACAAAAAAGAGAAACUGGUGUUCAUGUAGAAGAAGAGGAUGAGAAUAUGCAUUUGCCUUUUGUUUUGGGUCAUUCUAUUGCAAAUAUUCAUUCUCUUUUGGCGGGUGGUGCUUUCUCUAUGAGUAGUGCAGAAGAUGCUGAUGAUACUUUCUCCAAUACACACACAGAAGAUUUUGAGGACCAAGAUAGCCAAAGACAUGCAAAAGUGGGAAGGCUAUCACAGGAAAGUUCUGUAUGCAGUAUGACUGGAAGGAGUCCACUAGAACAUGCAUCCAGGGCUCUUGAAGUAAAAUCUGAUAGUUUUCCUGUAUCAUCAUCUGUUUUAUGUUUAAUAUUCGAGUGCAUAAAGGCCAUUGAAAAUUGGCUGGUAGUCGAUAACUCUUUGGGGCCUCUCCUUCAGAUAUUAUGUCCAAAAACAAGUUCUAUUCCUGGCAAUAAUUUCUCUGUGUUUAAAAAGACACUUUCAAAAUUUAGAAGAGGCAGAGAAAUCCUUAAGUCACAGAAUCCUCCUUCAAAUGGCGUUAGACUCUCGACUUCUGCUGAAGGUUCUAAUAAAGAAUAUUCUUAUCCUUCCCGGAAUGGUGGCACUACCUUGGAUUCUGGCCAAAGUUCCGGCCGAGAAGCAGCUUGCCUUGGUGGUCAUGAUGCCAGUAUGCUGGAAGGAGAUCAUGCAUCUGAAUUAGAAGCUCUCCGGUUGCUGAGUUUGUCUGAUUGGCCUGAUAUAGUAUAUAAAGUUAGUUUGCAGGAUAUAUCUGUUCACAUUCCAUUGCACCGAUUACUUUCGAUGGUUUUACUGAAGGCACUAGGAAAAUGUUAUGGGGAGACUGCACAACCAGGUUCUAUUUCUGCUAAUUUGUCAUCUUCUAUCCCUUGUGACUUUUUUGGACAUAUUCUGGGAGGCUACCACCCACAUGGGUUUUCUGCCUUCAUUAUGGAACACACUCUUCGGAUUAGGGUGUUUUGUGCUCAGGUUCAUGCUGGAAUGUGGCGUAAGAAUGGUGAUGCGGCCAUAUUAUCCUGUGAGUGGUAUCGCUCUGUUCGCUGGUCUGAGCAGGGUCUGGAACUUGACCUCUUUCUGCUUCAAUGCUGUGCUGCACUAGCCCCUGCUGAUCUAUUUAUUAAUAGAAUCUUAGCACGUUUUGAGCUAUCAAAUUACCUAUCCUUCAAUCUUGAACGCCCUAGUGAGUAUGAACCGGCUUUAGUUCAAGAGAUGCUUACUCUAAUUAUUCAAAUAGUGAAAGAGCGACGGUUUUGUGGGCUAACCUCGAGUGGGUGUUUGCAAAGAGAGUUGGUGUAUAGACUAUCAAUUGGUGAUGCCACUCAUAGUCAGUUGGUGAAGUCUCUUCCUCGUGAUCUCUCCAAGAUUGAUAAAUUUCAGGAAGUUUUGGACAGAAUAGCAAUGUAUUCAAAUCCCUCUGGCAUGAAUCAGGGUAUGUACAAACUGCGGUUACCCUAUUGGAAGGAACUGGAUCUGUACCAUCCUCGUUGGAAUUCAAGGGACUUGCAAGUAGCCGAAGAAAGAUAUAUGCGUUUCUGUAAUGCAUCAGCAUUGACCACUCAGCUUCCAGGAUGGAGCAUGAUUUAUCAACCUCUUAGUCGAAUAGCUGAAGUAGCUACCUGUAGGACGAUCCUCCAAAUUAUCCGCACAGUUGUAUCUUAUGCUGCUUUUUCUGAUAAAUCAAAUGCUUCACGUGCUCCAGAUGGUGUUCUGUUAACAUCACUGCAUUUGCUAUCACUAGCAUUGGAUAUUUGUUAUGCACAUAGGGAAUCUGGUGAACAUUCUUGCUGUGAGGGUGAUGUUGUUCCUAUUUUAGCACUAGCUUGUGAAAAAAUAUCAGUGGGUAGAUUUGGUGAACAGAGCUUGCUGUCUCUACUCGUUUUCUUAAUGAGGAAACAUAAGAAAGGAAACGACUUUGUGGAAGCUGGAAUGUUUAAUCUGUCAUCUUUGAUUGAAAGUCUCCUGAAGAAAUUUGCUGAACUACAACCCGAAUGCAUGGACAAACUGCAAGACCUUGCUCCGGAAGUGGUCAAUCAAUUAUCUCGAUCCUUUCCAAGUGAUGAUACUAAUAGCUUCAGAUCAUUUUCAGACAGUGAUAAGCGUAAGGCUAAAGCUCGAGAGAGACAAGCUGCUAUACUGGAGAAGAUGAGGGCCCAGCAAUCCAAGUUUUUAGCAAGCAUUGAUACCACAGCAGAUGCUGCUGUAGAUGAUUCUAAACGUGGUAAAGAGUCAUGCAAUUCAGAUGCUAGACCUAGAUCUGAAGAGGCUACUCCUGUGAUUUGCUCUCUUUGCCAUGACCCAAAUUCUAAAAGUCCUGUAUCUUACCUAAUUCUUCUUCAGAAAUCCAGGCUUCUCAGUUUCACCAACAGAGGUCCUCCUUCAUGGGAACAAACUCGCCGCUCUGGGAAAGAGCCCAUGUCUUGUGCCAAAAAACUGAAAGACAUUUUAUCUGAAAGGAGCAAUCUCUCAAGAAGUUCAGAAAUUAUUUCAUCGUCUUGGUUAAUGCAAUUAAUCCAAAAUGAAGUAAAUGAGCUUGCUUUAGAAGGACAACCUAAUGAAGUGGAGGCAUUUGUGGAAUAUAUCAAGGCAAAAUUCCCCCCAAUGAAGAACAUUCAACCUCCUUGUGUAUCAAGCAUUGUAAAGAAAAAGACAGUCUCUUCCUUCGAGAUGCUAGAAGAACACAUGUACUCGUUGAUUCGGGAAGAAAUGGAUGUUAACUCACGGAGCUGGGAUCCUUUGAAAAAUGAUAAGAAGCUCUCAGCAUUGGGUGGUAGUGGGCGUGCUGCGUCACUUUUGCUUGGAAGAUACAUUUCUGCUCUUUCAAGAGAACAUAGUCCUUCUGCGUCGGUGAAUAGCCACAAAGCACAACUGGAGUCAAGUAUGGUGCGUCCAGCAUACGAUGGAUUUGGUCCAUCAGAUUGUGACGGGGUAUAUCUUUCAUCCUGUGGUCAUGCGGUGCAUCAGGGAUGCCUUGACCGCUAUUUAUCUUCGCUAAAGGAAAGGUACACCAGAAGACUUGUUAUUGAAGGAGGUCAUAUUGUAGACCCGGAUCAGGGGGAGUUCCUCUGUCCUGUAUGCCGUGGACUUGCCAACUCAGUGCUGCCAGCAUUACCUGGAGACACUAAAAGGUUGACACAGUCUGUUUCAACUGGUCCAUCAGAUGCUGUAGGCCCUUCAGCACUUCGUUUUCAAGAAGCUUUAUUUCUCCUGCAAAGCGCAGCUGAUGUUGCUGGAAGUAAAGAGAUUCUACACAGUUUUCCACUUCAGCAAUUUGGGCAGAUGAGAAUAAAUCUUGAAUCUGUGGUUGGGGUAUUAUGUGAAAUGUAUUUCCCAGACAAGGAUAAGAUUUCAGAAUCUGGUAGGCUUAGUCAUUCUCUGAUCUUGUUUGACACACUCAAGAACUCACUUGUAUCAACAGAAAUUGCUGCUCGAUCUGUGAAGACUUCUUUAGCUCCAAACUACAGCCUUGAUGCCCUGUAUAAAGAACUCAAAGCUUCAAACUGUUUUAUAUUAGCCUUGUUACUAGGUAUUAUACAAAGCACACGGACAAAGAAUUCACUUACUGUCCUGUUGAGGUUAAGAGGUAUUCAGUUGUUUGCAGAGUCUAUAUGCUCAGGCACUUCUGCAGAUGAGCCUCCAGACAGUCCAUCUGUUGGAGGUAAUAUGCAAGUUAUUUUGGAAUGUUCUGAAACAGAAUUACAGUACCCCGAUAUUCGGUUCUGGAAACGAGCUUCUGAUCCAGUUCUUGCACAUGAUGCUUUUUCAUCAUUAAUGUGGGUGUUAUAUUGCCUUCCGAGCCCAUUUCUAUCGUGCGAGGAAUCAUUCUUGUCUCUUGUUCAUCUUUUCUAUGUUGUCACUAUCACUCAGAUUGUAAUUACCUAUUGCAGAAAGCGGCAAACUAGUUUGACUGAGUCAGGAGGCAGUGAUUCUCUGGUUACUGACGUCUACAGAAUAAUGGAGGAAUAUGGAGUUGCUUAUAAAUAUUUUGAUUCUAAUCAUAUUGAAACUUGUGACAUCAAAGAUGCAAUUCGUAGCCAGAGUUUUCCUUAUUUAAGAAGAUGUGCAUUAUUGUGGAAAUUGAUUCGUUCUUCUAUAUCAGAACCAUUUAGUGACGGGAAUAACGUAUUAGAUGGAUUACCAUAUUCCAUGGCUGAAACAAUGGAAUGUGGCGAAAAAUUUGCAGAUGAGUUCACUGAGAUUGAAAAAUUGGAAAAGUUAUUUAAGAUUCCCCAACUUGAUGAUGUUAUUAAUGAUAACAUAAUACGUUUUGUGGUUCCAAGAUGGUUGCAUCGUUUCUCCAAGCAGUUUGAAGCUCACAGUCUAAAGAGUGUUUUGUAUUCUACCCCUGCUGUCCCAUUUAAACUGAUGCUUUUGCCUCAUCUUUACCAGGACCUCUUACAGAGGUAUAUUAAACAGCACUGUCCGGACUGUGGAGUUGUACAGGAGGAGCCUGCAUUGUGCCUGCUGUGUGGUAAACUGUGCUCUCCGAAUUGGAAGUCAUGUUGCGGGGAAAGUGGGUGCCAAACACAUGCAAUGGUUUGUGGGGCGGGUACUGCGGUGUUCUUAUUAGUCAGAAAAACCACAAUAUUACUUCAAAAAUCCGCUCGUCAGGCAUCGUGGCCUUCCCCAUACUUGGACGCAUUUGGUGAAGAG
Molecule: messenger RNA, 4971 nt
Organism: Nicotiana tabacum (common tobacco)
Lineage: Eukaryota; Viridiplantae; Streptophyta; Magnoliopsida; Solanales; Solanaceae
Source: RefSeq, a predicted model, not a curated record